AAGUCGGCGAGUCGGCGAGAGGAACGGACGUGGCAGAGGGGGAGGGAAAGAGGGUGGACGCGAUAGCCCCCAAGCUUCGGGACCGAGGGGCACACGUAUGUGCGUGACCCCACGUUUAUCUGUAUAUGCCCAUAUCGAAUACGUAUCUACCUACCGGAUCUAUGUAUGCGCAUCCCGUAUACGCACCCACGCCCGUAUAUAUAGACAUACCCCAGCUACGUCGAAACCCAACGUCGACUCUUGGCUUGGCAUAACCGUAUCCCGAUACGAACGCACGCAAAACAGCUACCUACCUACCUUCACGGCACCGCACUGCCUACCACAUCUCACCUCGCGCCGUCUCGACUCUAAUACCGCACAGCUGCGUCAGCGCGAGCGCGUCGUGACCGCAUCACGCCGCCGGCCAGCCCGGGACGCAACUCUGUUUCCGCACACCCCGGGUGCCUUGCCCGCACCCGCCUCUUCUCGAGCUCUCUUUGGCUUCUGCCUCUCUUUCUCGUCCCUCUUUUCCCUCUUUCGUUUCUUUCUGGCUAAUCCUCUCUCUUCCGUCGUAUAUGUGUAUACCUACAUAUACGCAGGUCCGUGCCAUCCCGGACCCCCCUUCCCAGCUCCCAACUCCGCACAUGUGUAUUAUGUGACAGAUAAAUCGAUCGACGCCGGGUACUAUAUUUGUAUACAUAUACAUCUAUUUAUGUCCGUGUCUGUGCCCGUGCCUGUGCAUUACCGAGACCCCCGUCCUAGCCAUUGCCGCCAUAGGUGCUAUCCAAAUAUCCCGUCCGUCGUUCGCGUCCGCUCCCCCCCCUGUCCGUCACCGUGCACCAAAAGUCUGGUUUCAUUACCUACCAUGAAUCCAGCCUCGGAUAACCUUCGUGUGCCUACACGGCCCGUUACGAGACCACAAGACCAAUACGAGCUCGCCGUAUUUCGUCUUUAUGGGACGCUAACUGCUUCAUCAAACACUCAUGGCGAACUGAUACUUCGAGACACGCCGAAUGAUAAACGCGUCUUCACGAAAAUACGGGGCCGAGAUGAAGGGUGCCUGGGGGGGAGGGGGAAGAGGAAUGUAAUGUAUUGACUAGGAAAACAACUCGACCGCAAAACUAGCUUUGCACGCGCACAACAAAAAAUAGCUGAACAGCUGCUCUCAAAGCC
Molecule: messenger RNA, 1152 nt
Organism: Durotheca rogersii
Lineage: Eukaryota; Fungi; Ascomycota; Sordariomycetes; Xylariales; Xylariaceae
Exons: 4
Coding region: 98-1075 (325 amino acids)
Source: RefSeq, a predicted model, not a curated record